GAUGACCAAUCUGUAAAGCAGGGAUUGGCGUUGCGACAUAUCAAAACAUUAAAGAUCAGGGAUGGAAGUUUUCUUCGAAUGCGUGACUCUACCAAAUGCAAUUCGAUGACAACUCGUCAACGUUCGUUACUCGUACGCAUUGGUGCAAGGAACCAGUGACGGUGACAUGUAGAGUGAGGCAACAGCAUAAAGAAACAUAAUGAAGAAAGAAUGAAUAUUUCUUCAGCAUUGAUUGGUACAGUAUCCUUUAGUCUUGUUAUCGAAUCUUCUGCUUGUUCAAUUACAAUCACAGCUAAUUUCGACACUAAACCGAUUUACAACAAAGAAAAGCUAUUGGAUGCCCCUAGCACCUGACUCGGUUUGCAAACGAGUGAAUACUGUUUCUCAACAACGAAGGCUAUAUCACUCAAAUCAUUUCAGACUGACAAAGAAGCUACUUCACUGUCAAGGGCCUUACAUUUUGACACGAAGACUAGGCAUCAAAAGUGCUGCUUCGUUCUUGACUUGCUCUCAUUAUUGCGAUGAAAUAGAGCAGUGUUCUUUGAUAUCCAUGGCUUACAGAUACAUCUUCUACUUUUGUAAGGAUUUUAUAUGACAUUUCUUACAUUUGAUCAUCAGCCAUAACUUUCUGCUCUUACUGCUUCAAGGUGAUCAAAUGAUCAUCCAUAUCCUGCUUUCUGGAACAGUCUUCGUCAUAGUGAUGCAUUUCUCAA
Molecule: messenger RNA, 713 nt
Organism: Plasmopara halstedii
Lineage: Eukaryota; Oomycota; Peronosporomycetes; Peronosporales; Peronosporaceae
Exons: 1
Coding region: 338-595 (85 amino acids)
Source: RefSeq, a predicted model, not a curated record